This is a messenger RNA of Thamnophis sirtalis, 4519 nucleotides long. The record is from RefSeq and is a predicted model, not a curated record. NCBI's taxonomy places the organism in Eukaryota, Metazoa, Chordata, Lepidosauria, Squamata, Natricidae.
AUGCCCACAGAACCAGUAGUAAAUCCCGCCACUGGUCUAGACGCAGAAUCGACUGCCAUGAAUGAUGCUGGUGGACAACGAGUGCUGGUCAACAAAUGGAGCACUUUCAAUAAAGCCCGUCUUGUGUGUUCCGUCCCAGGACCAGAUGGCAUUGACACACACUUUGAUGAACUGGAGGACGUCUUUCUUCUGAGGGCUAAAGAUGGCAAGAAUCCUGAAGUCUAUGGACUGUUUAGCACCAUCAGCAAUGUCUUCCAAGGCUUCGCCAUCUGUGUCUAUCGUAUGGCAGACAUCUGGGAGGUUUUUAAUGGACCAUUUGCUCAUAAAGAUGGUCCUGAUCAUCAAUGGGCAGCUUAUGAGGGCAAGGUGCCUUACCCAAGGCCAGGAGUUUGCCCCAGCAAAACCACCAAUCAGCCAAGUCGUCAGUACUCCUCCACCAAAGACUACCCAGAUGAGGUAUUGCAAUUUGCACGUGCUCACCCCCUGAUGAGCAAAUCUGUGUAUCCGCUACAACGGCGGCCUGUGCUGGUGAAAACCAACCUGCAGCAUCGCCUACGGCAGUUAGUGGUGGACCGCGUGGAAGCUGAGGACGGGCAUUACGAUGUCAUGUUCAUUGGCACAGGUACACAAAUGCUUUAUGUGGGCUCACGGAUCGGUGUUGCCCAAGUGAAACUGCAUCAGUGUGAGACUUACGGGACUGCCUGUGCAGAAUGUUGCCUGGCACGGGAUCCGUAUUGUGCCUGGGAUGGUCUCACUUGCACCAGAUACCAGGAAUUGGGCAAACGUCGCUUUCGCAGGCAAGACAUCCAGAAUGGGAACCCUAUGCACCAGUGCCUGGAUCAAAACCUAACAGUGGAUGACUUUGACAGCAUUGCGGAGAAGGUGGUGUAUGGGACGGAGCACAACAGUACCUUCUUAGAGUGUAUCCCAAAAUCACCCCAAGCUGCAGUGCAAUGGUUUGUACGCAGAUCUCCAGAGGAGCUAAGAGAUGAGGUGAAAACAGAUGAACGGAUCAUGAAGACAGAAUACGGAUUGUUAUUUCGGAAAGUCUUUCGUCAGGAUACUGGAACUUAUUACUGCAGGUCUCAGGAGCAGGGCUUUACGCAGACUGUCACCAAAAUCAUUUUGGAAGUGGUUGAGAACGAGCAGCUGGAACAAAUUUUCCAGAAGGAGCAGGAGGAGGAGCUGCCUCGGUCUCCAUGCCGAGUCCGCCUGCUGCAUGGACAACGAUUGUGGUUCAAAGACAUCAUGCAUCUGAUUGGCUAUGCCAAUCUGCAGAAAAUGGAGGAAUACUGUGAGCGUGUGUGGUGCGGAGAUCGGCCACUGUGGCAUAAAAGCAAACUCCCAAAGAGCAAGAACCUGCUGGAGGGUGGCAAAAAAGGACGAGGCAAGCAGCCCGGUGAGAGAAACCGGGUGCCCAGGCAAGCGGUGGCCACUGAAGGGGACAUGGAGGCAACUCUUGGCAAAAGCAUCCCCUGAAUUAAAAUCCACCCUUCUAAAACUGUCCUUGCCCUGAUAGAGGCCCCCUUUGGCCUUGCUGAUCAACUGAGCCUAUUGACAUCCCUUCUUUCUGUCAAAAUGCUGGAGAUUUAACAAAUACCAAAGUAUUUUUUUUCUGUCCUGUAUUGACAACCCUGGUGUGAGUUGUAUCACACCUCGCACGGCAUCAAGUCUAAGAAUGGGUGGAGGUGGCCUCACUCAUGAUUGUGUGUGUGUUAAAUGCCACCAUCCCUGAAGCCUCAUGUUCCGUACGGCUGAGAUACAUGACUCAGAAAAGGAGCUGUAAGGAUCUAACCAUGUGGUUGGGAGACCGUUACCAGUAACCAAGGAACAGCGGCACCCAUUCCUCUUACAAGACUGAGAUGAAACAGUGGGGAGCUGGGAAGAAUGGAGAUAUGUAUAUAACCCUUGCUCUUCUGGAGGUGACAAGGAUCAGCUGGAGAUAACAGGCAACACAGUCACCCCUUGGAAGGAACAGAUGCUGCUUCCAGUGACCUAUUCUCCCUAUGCUACAUGCUGAGUAUGGGUGUGACCGUUGAACUGUGCGUAUCAUGGUACCUGGAGGUGCAAAGCAGAUUGUUGCAGCACUUCCAGCCUCAUGUUUUUCCUCGUUCUGUCCAACAGGUCAAAAGCAAUUCUUUGGGCAUGAUUGCAUAUGAGUUUUAAAAAGGCCAGUUACGUUUACGAUAUGAUUUGACCCUAAUGUUCAUUUAUGCCACAUGUGUCCUUCUCGUGCAUUCUCUUGCAAAUAACCAGCGGUUGUGGAGGCGAAACUAAACCUGACAAAGAAACAAGCAAACAAAUAAACAGAAACCUGAAGGGUAACAUGGACCAGACCAAAAGAAUAAAAUAAAACCUUAUGCAGCUCCCGUUAUACCGCUAGGUUUUUCUCAGACUGAGCAGAGAUUUCAGUGGGGAAAUGAAUGGCAGAAAAGUAGCUAAGCUUUUGUUUUCCUCAGCCUCUCUCCCCUUCCACUAUAAUUGUUCUUACACACACACACACAAUCCCUCUGUCGAACAGCAGAGGAACCUCUAGGCUAAACUUGGCCACACAACGUACUGUACUUUUGUUUGCCUAUUCCUGGGCUUCCUAUAUUUUGCUUGCCAAUAUCUUACCCUGUCUCUGCACUACCUCUGAUUAUUUCAUUGCUGGCUACUUUCUCUUGGGCAGUACAACUAUCCACCACCGGAGGCCCACGUGAGCAUUUGGCCUAAAUAAGCCUUGCCUUUCAUGGACUUGUAUCAAUUCCUUUGUUUUAAAGAUUGACAGCUAAGUGAAAAUUUGUUCAACAAAUAAAUUAAAUCUUACAUAGCAAGCUCUGACUUGGGGGAUAAUUUUACACCUGCUUCUUGACUUUCAUCAACAUAAUGAAUAGUCAGGACAAGUUGGCCCUGGGAUUGAAAUGUCUCAUUGAAGUGGCUACCAGGUAGCGCACUGAUUUCUUACUAGUCCAGAGCAAGUGUUCUCAACUUUUUUUCUGUUGUUGAUGGCCCCUCGUGAGUAUAAUUUACCUCUGCAACCCCUUUCAAAGAUACUGUUAGCUGUCUAUUUUUACUAUCUGCAUUGUUUAUUAAUCUGAACUGUAUUGUGUAAUGUAAUUGUCUUUAUAACAUUAAGACAAAGUCAUUGGUAGUAGCUACCAAAAAGGUUAAUUCUAUGCAGACGUAAUUGCAAACAAUUUUUCAAAAAAUAUACAAAAAUAUGCAAUGCGUAGCAGCAGCAAGAGAAUGAGGCCCCCUAGAUCUAUGGGAUGGUCCCCCGAUGGACCAGGUUGAGAACAACUGAUCUAGAGUGCAGAAAACAAUGCUCAAGUUGCUGUAACUUAGUGAAUUGGCUAGAAGGUAUAAACUAGGUGACCAGUUUCUAGACAAACUGGCCAAUGUCGGAGACCUGUUCCAGAGCAAAUGGACAGAUACUGACGCAGAUCAUUGUUCUUUUGGGACUCCUUCCAGAUGAUGAUUUAUUGCAGAUGUGCAAAAAAACUUACUUGCACUCUGAGAUGUGCAAGCACUCUCAUCCUUCAAGAAAUAUGAUUCAUGUGGGAUUUAUAUGCACAUCAAAGAAAGAAGGAAAAACUGCAGGGGCACUGCACCCACCUUUCUAUAAACGGAGUGAAUAUUUGAGUAAUAUUUGCCAUGUUUGCAAGUAUGCAAAGGUAGUGUAAUAGGAAGAAAAGAGGAAUUCCUAUAAAGCAGAUCAGCAGAUGCAGUUGGGGUAACUUCUCAAACUUCCACUCCAAAUUCAUCUUAAAACUGCUAUCAUCAUCAUCAUCACCAUCACCAUUACCUUCAUCCUGAGUUAUUUUUUGUCCAGGGGCUAUUGGGUACAUAUGGAGACAAUGAGCUCAUCCUCAAAUUUUUCUAACUAGAAGAUGAAGAUACUAGCAGUUGCCAAGUGCUAUUAGAAAAUGUGUUCCCAAUGAUGGCGUGUUCAUUUCAUCCCCAGACUGCUAUGAGGGGAGCCUACAUGUAUCUUUAUUCCAAUUUAAGUGUAGAGAUUUCCGUUUUCUGACUCCUCUUGCUAUGGACAUGUUCUAGGUCACUUCACUAACAAUGCUGAUUAUAUGGUCAAGCUGGGAUGGGCCACUUUGUGCUGGCGAAGAGACACCCCUCUUAGUCACUUGGCACUGCCUUUCAUGGCAGGCUUGACUUGGCUUGGCCACUUGGCUUCCAUAGGGACAGCUUCUUCAAUGAGCAAGAGAGGGGGUGAAAGCAAGGAUGCCUGGAAGAACUUUAAUCAGACAAGGAGAGGCUGGUUCAGAUGGAACAUGUGGAAUGGAUUUCUAUUCUCUCCUAGUCUGCAAGAUCUUUGUACCUCUCUCAGGUUGCCAGUGCUGAGUGCUGCUUUUCAUAUUAAACUUCUUGAAAGUUUUUUUCUUGCAAAGAGAUGUUACGGGGUGAGGGGGAGAAGCAGUAUCAGAAGGACUUUCAAAUAUACUAUCCAGCUCUGAUAACAACAUGAGAGCCUCAAUCUUCUGAAGAAGGUUUUUAGCUGGCUCCCUCAAACAUGUGUUAUUGA